AUGUGCUGCUCCCCUCGCUGCCAGCCCAGCUGCUGCAGGCCCACCUGCUGCGGGUCCAGCUGCUGCCAGCCUUGCUGCCGCCCAUGCUGUGGAUCCAGCUGCUGCCAGCCUUGCUGCCGCCCCUGCUGUGUGUCCAGCUGCUGCCAGCCUUGCUGCCGCCCCUGCUGUGUGUCCAGCUGCUGCCAGCCUUGCUGUCGCCCAACCUGCUGCCAGCCCACCUGCUGCGGGUCCAGCUGCUGCCAGCCUUGCUGCCGCCCAACCUGCUGUCAAACCACCUGCUGGAGAACCACUUGCUGCCGGCCCAGCUGCUGCUGCCGCCCUUGCUGUGUGUCCAGCUGCCGCCGCCCUUGCUGUGUGUCCAGUUGCUGCCAGCCCUCAUGUUGCUGA
Molecule: messenger RNA, 387 nt
Organism: Myotis daubentonii (Daubenton's bat)
Lineage: Eukaryota; Metazoa; Chordata; Mammalia; Chiroptera; Vespertilionidae
Product: keratin-associated protein 4-3
Exons: 1
Coding region: 1-387 (128 amino acids)
Source: RefSeq, a predicted model, not a curated record